AUGAUUUCCUACUGUGGCGAAAUUCACCAAAAAGAUCACUGGAAAUUCCACAAAGACAUCUGCAAGGUAAUCUCCGACAUAAUGAAGGAAAGGGGAGUUUCGCACCUCUACGAAAAUCUGUGCAUCAUCGACCCAAAAAAGUGGAAAGCCAAGAGGGAGGAGACGCGACAGACAGUUGAAUCGCGAAUGUCGCGACCCACGAUUCUCGAGGAAGUCGAAAUGUUUCGAUACCCUCGUGCCUGUUUCGUCUGCCACGAGGCGAAACAAGAGAACUUGAGAAAUUGUCCAGGUUGUUCUCUCGCGAGUUUCUGCAGAGAUCAUCCGAGCAGUUACCUUCACGACAAAAACUGCGCGACUAUAAAAAAGUCCCACGAAUUUGAGACCGAGAUUGAUCCCAGAUCGGGACUGAUCACAAAAGUUGUUUCGAAAAUAGUGGCCAACACGCCCACCAAGAUACCGCGAUCGAUUCGAGAAUUUAUCGACAGCAGUUUUAAAUGGAACGAAUCUCUUCCCGCUUGUAUGCAAUUCUAUUUGGCAGAAUAUUUGACGAUUCCUCUGAGCAUUUUCAACGCCUUCGAGAAACUGAAGAAUCCUAGCAAGACUGAGGAGUCUCCUUCGAAAAUGGUUGUCCACCUUCGAGGAAUAAAUAGACGAUAUGUAUUCACAAAUUCGUGGGAGGCCCUCUUACAUAUGAUGCCAAAUUUGAAUAAUCUUUUGGUUGUCAUCACUGAUCAGAGUGAUGAUAUGAGAAUGGAGGCGACUCUCUGCAGUAAAUGCACCUCCAAGAAGAAGAAGCUGUUGAUGGAAGGUGUCGGGGUGCAUUAUUUGGAAUACUUGAAAGCGGAUAGUUACAGGUAG
Molecule: messenger RNA, 858 nt
Organism: Belonocnema kinseyi
Lineage: Eukaryota; Metazoa; Arthropoda; Insecta; Hymenoptera; Cynipidae
Exons: 1
Coding region: 1-858 (285 amino acids)
Source: RefSeq, a predicted model, not a curated record